GUCAUUUAUUGGUUAUAAAUACAAAUUUGAGAGCGUAUAGCGAACUUAAGUGAAAAAGAAUUAGAAUUAGAAUAGAACAAUUGAUAUAAAGAAUUCACAAAGAAAUGUUGGGAAACUGAAAUUUAAAAAUGCAAAUUGAAAAUUUAAACAUAAAUGGCGUGAAUAUACCACACAGAGUCGUACCAAUUGUUGCUGAUGGAGCGUGCCUAUUCCGAGCGCUAUCAUACGUUAUAUAUGGCCGCCAAAAUCUAGAUAGAGAACUACGUAAACGAAUAGUAGAUCAUGUAAUUGAACGUUGGUCCCAAUUCUCUAUAAUGUCCCAUGACAGUUAUGGCAACAACUACGCAAAUGCCAAUGCAUACUAUGCUGACAUGUCCCAAUCCAAUACUUACGGUGGUUUAUGCGAAUUGACAGCAGCUGGACAGCUUUUUGAAUUAAUAUUUGAAGUCUAUCGUAAUGGUAAACUAUACGCCAAAUUCGGUAAUGAAGGUAAUCCGAUACGACGAUUGCGUUUCACGAAUAAUCUUUCCAGUGGCCAUUUUGAUGUUUAUUUGCAAUAUGAAUCUGUAUCACCAACUCAUUCUAGUGAUAUGCCAUACUACCAUUAUGAAUAAUCUAUUUCUAUAUUCACAUCUGAGACAUACAUAAUAUGACAUGAAUAAACAUCAAGAUAGGACUUCGACAAAAAAACUAUAUUCGUUCUAAUUUUGAGAUUCAUCGUUUUGCAAUAGCAGAAAUUAAAUAAAAGCAACAGUAAGGUGUACAAGGCUUCAGCAAAGAAGUGUCAAUAAUAAAAGGUUUAUAAGACAGUGGCAAAGAAAUAUCAAUAGAAGAAACCAAACAUGUAUAGGUAGCAGGCAGCAAAGUAUGAACCAACUGACUUGUGAAGUGCUGAAAAGGAAACGGUUUAGUGGAGAAAUAAAGAUUACGCAGACAAUAUUACUAGACCUCUCGUUGAUUAUGUCACAGCGCUCUUAAGUGAAAAGAACUAUUAUAUUUUUAAUAAAGUACAGCUUUUCCCAUUAGUACCUUUCCGGAGGGUCCUCUUUAUGGUUAGAUGGAGCUAGUAAAAUAAACAAUAAACUCACCACUGUAGGAUCUUAUGAGUGUGAUGUUACUGGUGCUUCUGAGGCUCAUUAGUUCGAGGACAGCAGUGUCUAUGAUUGUUGUAUAAUCUUUAUAUGUAUCUUUAACAAAAAUUAAAUAAAAAUGACAAAAUGAAUAGAAAUUUAUCCUGGCAACCUCAGUUGUAAUGUAAUUAGAAUAACCACUAAAUGAAUUUCUAACACAUACGAGGAAAUUAUUGAAGUACUACCACUCUGUACUUGAGAAGGAAAAUUAUUUAGUGACCUAGUGUUUUGUUAAUGUUAUUAUGAG
This is a messenger RNA of Psylliodes chrysocephalus, 1377 nucleotides long. NCBI's taxonomy places the organism in Eukaryota, Metazoa, Arthropoda, Insecta, Coleoptera, Chrysomelidae. The record is from the annotation of a GenBank genome assembly.